Messenger RNA from Pogona vitticeps (central bearded dragon), 2377 nucleotides. It is a transcript of the gene DCDC2B, whose product is annotated as doublecortin domain containing 2B. Gene Ontology annotation, biological process: intracellular signal transduction. Gene Ontology annotation, cellular component: microtubule; microtubule organizing center. NCBI's taxonomy places the organism in Eukaryota, Metazoa, Chordata, Lepidosauria, Squamata, Agamidae. The record is from RefSeq and is a predicted model, not a curated record.
CUGCAUGUUGAAGGCUUGGCUGUCAAGUGUUGGCCGAGUGAAGGACCCGCCCUGCGCUUGGCAGCUAUGGAAACGGCAAGCGUCGCUCUUGGAAUGCAGGUUGGCACACUCUGACAAAAAGGUUUUUUGUGGUUUCCUUGUUGAAACUCCACGACUCUCCCCACCACACACAGACACGCAAACCCAACUUUCAACCUGAGCCAAGUGGCUUCCCGAGAAGAGGAGCCGAGCCCUUGCGACCCCAGAGAGAGAAACGAUGAGCUCAGGGGCUGUAGCCGUGGCACCUCCUGCCAAGAACGUGGUGGUGUAUCGGAACGGAGACCCCUUCUUCCAUGGCAGGAAGUUUGUGGUGAGCCAGCGCCGCUUCCUGACCUUCGAAGCCUUUCUCAACGAGGUGACUGGCAUGAUCCAGGCCCCCGUGGCUGUCAGGAACAUCUACACUCCCCGAUACGGGCACCGAGUCGCGGACCUGGGUGAGCUCCAGAAUGGCCAGCAGUAUGUCGCUGCGGGCUUUGAGCGAUUCAAGAGGCUCAAUUACCUCCACCCUGAAAUGCAGCAAAUGAAGAGGAAGUGGAAGAAAGAUGACGUUCGGAACUACGCCGGUCUCUCCCAGAGGACCCCGGUUUCCACAUCGUGGAAGAGGCAGGUGAACUUGCCCUGCAUUAUAUACGUUUUCCGCAAUGGGGAUUUGCUAAACCCUCCCUUCCGUGUGAUACUCAGCAACAGCACCCUGCAGGAUUGGAAUGCCGUCCUGAGACUCUUGUCUGAGAAGACACCGCUGCGCACUGGAUCAGUUAGAAAGCUCUGCAGGCUGAAUGGGGAAGUGGUCUCCAGAGGUGAGGAUCUGGUGAGUGGGGGCUACUACGUAGCCGCGGGACUGGAAAAGUACAAGAACCUGCCCUACGUGGAACUCUUGGUGCCUCCGAAGACUGUGCACCAGCCUUUCCGGAACCUUCCAAACCUCAGGAGGAGGAACCGAGACGAUGAGUUUGGCAAACUCUAUCGGACUUCCCAGGAUGGCUCCAGCGAUUCAGCACUCCUUGAACUCCCUCCACAGCUGAAUCUUCGACAGGUGCAGUCCACAGGAGUUGUGCCAGCAGAAAACAGGAGCCCACGUUCCUUGGCGAUGGCACCCAGACUAGCCAGGAAACACCCACUGAAAGAGAAGGAACCUUCCGUCUUUCAUGCCAAGCCUGUCCUCAUCAAGCAAAUCAAGCAAAACCCACAUCACGGAUCAUACCAAGAGAGAGACGAAGACAGCAUAUAUCAGACGAAAGGUCCAAGGAAAGAGACGGCAGGAGCUCAGGAAAUAGGGGAGGAUGAAGACACGCAGGUGGAAUUGCCUGUAGACCAGACCGCUGCCGAGACUGUGGAAGAGGAAGUUAAGCCCAAAAUGGAAGUAAAGCCACGCAGGAAGGUUGAGAACGAUGACAAGCUACAGAGAGCGCAUGCCAUCUGGAUGUCCACUGGUGAAGGAAGCAGCUCCAAAGCCCCAGUUCCAUCCGGCUUGGAGGCCGACCGCCAGAGAAGAGAAAUAACGAGGCUGAAACGGAGGCCCCAGCGAACGUUAUCCGGCUGAGAAAGGAGAUCCCAAAAUAACUGCGUGUUUGCCCUCCCCGCUCCUUUCUCUACAGUUCUCUUAUGGAUGUUCUUAAAAAUAAAUUUGCAAAUCCACCCAGUAUCAACUGUUCGGCGUUCACUUGAUAGUCACAGAGGUGGGUUCUGAUCAGGGGACACAGUAGAGCAGGGGAAAUUUCUUAAGCUAACUGGAGAGUGACUAGUGUUCCUUACAAGUUUAAGGAAGAAAAAACAUAAAUAUGGCAACAGGUAAAUACCACACCUAUCGCAGGUGGUGAUCCUCAGCCCUGUGAGUACCAGUUCUUCUGUAACCGAAACAGAAGCAUUCAAGACAGAAGGCUGGGCGAACAGGGAACAAUGUGGAAAUAAGGCACCAGAUUUAGCCACUUAAGGUUCAAACCAUCACUUCGCACUGAACAAGAACAAUGCAUCUAAUGUUAAGAAAAUGAGGUUCUGAAAGUGAAGCCAAAGUAUUAGAAACAUUAGUUUUAAAAUGUUACUUUUAGAUGCAUCUGUGGUCUUAUGUGAUACAAAGGAGUCAGCAUGACUUCCAACUGGGAAGUAACAACGCCUCUGGGAGUAACAACAGCCUCAGAAAACCCAAACAAUAUUAUUCUCAAGGGAAACGCUUCACACAGCAACAAUGUCUGUGGCUCUAACUCAUUUGCACACAACUGAAUUUCAGAAACUCCAGAGAGACAGAGGGGAUAUUUAUUCCCUACAAAAACAGGUUAAACUGUUCUCUUGCAAAAGUCCACAAAUGGAUUUGCAUACAGAUGCCUAAUGCUUCCCGUGUUUU